AUGGCACAAUCGGUUCCACCUGGUGAUAUCAAUACCCAGCCCGGGAGUAAAAUAGUAUUCAAUGCCCCUUAUGACGACAAGCAUACUUAUCAUAUUAAGAUCACAAAUGCUGGCGGUCGUCGCAUUGGUUGGGCUAUUAAGACAACCAAUAUGCGCCGUCUAGGUGUCGAUCCACCCUGUGGUGUCCUGCACCCCAAGGAAAAUGUUCUUAUGGCGGUUUCAUGUGAUACAUUCGAUGCGUCGAAGGAAGAUAUCAACAACGAUCGUAUUACCAUCGAAUGGACUAACACACCAGAUGGUGCCGCCAAGCAAUUCCGCCGUGAGUGGUUCCAGGGUGAUGGCAUGGUACGCCGCAAGAAUCUGCCUAUUGAAUACAAUCUAUAAAAACAGUGGUACUAUCAACUAACAAGAAAAUGAUAUUAUCGUUAUCACAAUAUCUUUU
Messenger RNA from Loa loa (African eye worm), 442 nucleotides. Its product is annotated as major sperm protein 2. Lineage: Eukaryota; Metazoa; Nematoda; Chromadorea; Rhabditida; Onchocercidae. The record is from RefSeq and is a predicted model, not a curated record. The transcript is spliced from 2 exons. Bases 1 to 384 code for a protein of 127 amino acids.